Closterium sp. NIES-67 is the source of this 2335-nucleotide messenger RNA. The record is from the annotation of a GenBank genome assembly. Lineage: Eukaryota; Viridiplantae; Streptophyta; Zygnematophyceae; Desmidiales; Closteriaceae.
GCCACACUCGCACUCCGUACUGUACUCUGAAGGUUCUUUCAGACGGGCUUUACACCAUCAAGAGCACGCUUUGGUCGGUUGAUGGUCUCAACACCGCUCUUUUCCCUACGUAGAGCCCAGAGGAGACUUUUUCCGCGCCAUGGCCCCUAUUCCACGUGGCAGAGGCUGCCACGUGGAGGGCCGCUACUCACCUUAUUCUGUCCUGCAGGCCGCGCUGGUAUGCGUUCUAGCGAGCGCGCUGGUGCGGUCCCCGCCGUCCCUACUACCUGCGGCCUUCGCCCAGACCCCCGCUUAUUCGACUCUCGGCAUUCCCGUGGGUAUAGUCGCGGGAGGCGCGUAUGAGCCUGUUUCGGGCGCCACGACGAAUCAGGUGUGGCAGCUGAACCUCCUAACGCAUCGCGAAGUAGGGGAGUCAUCGAACCCCGACAACAACACCGCGGCGCUACUGGACAGCUGCGCCGUCGGCAGGAACGGUCUGGCGUACACGUCGUCGGCGGACAAUUACAUCAGCUUGAUCCGUUACGCCACUGACGGGCCGCUUCCUCUGCCGCCCAUCGGCGUCUCGCUUCCCUCUGUCACCCGCGUCGCGCUCGGAGGCGCGUCGGACAACCUGCUUAUCGCCGCAGAUGGGUCCGACACCGCAGGCGGCGUCUUGGGGCUCGACGUAUCUGGUCUGGAGGCCGCCAUCGCCGCCGCAUCCGGCGGUGGUGCUGGGAGCGCGAACAGGGUUACUGUUCCGGAGACGGUUCUAGUAGGAAACGGCCACCAGUGCCUGUCCGUUUCGUUUUGUCGGAGGCCGUUAGGUUCCCCGGAGGACUUCGCCGUGCUGACGUGUCACAGGACAGCCGACGAUGCGGACUUUCUCGUGGUUGUUCCAAUCGAUCCCGCCACGGGGGGCUUUCAGACGGAGGCAAUCAAGUACUUCAGCGUUCCGUUUCCCGCCAAGCAAGCGGUCUGCUCGCCGCAGGGCACUUUUGUCGCCAUUCUGCGCUUCGACGUUAACGCGCUCUACACCUACGCUCUGCCGCUCGCUGGAUCGCUCACCCCUCUCACCAUCACGUCGUUAACGACGGGCACUCCUGGGUCGCUCGCCGUGAACCCCGCGCAUAAGAACAUCCUCGUUAGCAGCUCCGCUAGCUACACUGGCGGCGGAUUCAAAGCCAAUCAGGUGCAACUGGGGACGGUGGAUUCCGUGCCCUUCGCGGAAACUACCGGUUGCGCGGCGGCCGGCGCAGAUCUUGGGCCGUUUCAGUAUCUGACGUCAGGGAUGGACGGCGGCGAGCUGGCAUUCUAUCCGAGCAGUCCGCCUGUGGCGUUCCUGGCGCUACCGGAAGGGCUGACGGUCAUGCGGCUCAGCCCCGAGGGAUCCACGGAAGCCGAUACGGCCAUGACGCUCAACCUAGGCGGCGCCGCGGCAGAAGCUGCCGGAUGGAGUUAUUUCGCCACAGCGGUUUGCGUGCAGAAGUAUGUUCCGCCUCCCUCGCCUCCCCCCCCUCCUCCGCCUUCGCCGCCGCCGUCGCCGCCGCCUCCGCCUUCCCCGCCCAAACCCCCCUCUCCGCCCAAGCCCCCGUCUCCUCCCAAGCCUCCAUCUCCCCCGCCUAAGCCUCCUUCUCCCCCCCCUCCCAAGCCCCCCUCUCCUCCUCCUCCUCCCUCUCCUCCAUCCCCUCCUUCACCUCCCUCUCCCCCUUCUCCACCCCCCUCUCCUCCCUCGCCUCCCCCCUCGCCUCCCCCCUCGCCUCCCCCCCCCCUUCCCCUCUCUGAGGGGACGGGGACCGCACAGGGCAAUGUCGACUCCAAGCCCAAGCCCAAACCUAAUCCGAAGCCCGCCCCCGCGCCCAAGCCGAAGCCAGGAGGCGGUGGUAUACUUGGCAAGUUCAAGUCGUGGUUCGGAGGGGGGAAGAAAUGAGUGAGGGGCGUGGUGGCACAGCAGUAGAAGGCGCUGGUGCUGCUGCUGCUGCUGCUGCUGGUGCUGGUGCUGGUGCUGCUGCUGCUGCUGCUACUGGUGCUGCUGCUGGUGCUGCUGCUGGUGCUGGUGCUGGGAUGUGGCAGGCGUUAUGUGCAUGAAAUGGGAAGGCAGGCAGGACGAGGGACCCAUGAAGUUGAUCCAGGGUUGUGGCGAGUAAGUAGCAAUAGCCAGCUGUUGCUGUGACCUGCUUGGAGGCAUCUCAUUUGAUGUGGCAUCUCGUAUGCCUUACAGUUGUGGCAUAGGCAUUAUUAGUAUGUUGUACUUUCUGAUUGGCCAGAGGACAGCACGUCUCUAAUGUUAUGGAUUUCCUGUGGACUGGGAGGAUUGCCCGAUCCCACUGCUGUCAUGCUAUGCUACCAUUCCUCCUCA